AACCACCGGUCGGGGAGAGUCGUGGCAUCCGGCGAAAUUGAGGGCCCCUAUAGGCUGCCAGAGCAGGGAGGAGCCGAGCGGCCUCGGGGGUCCACCAAUGGGUCGGGCCAGAGGCGGUGACGUCACGUGACGUCAGGCGAGGGACGGCAGCUGGAGUGGGGGGGUGAGGGGCGGGAAGGACCGGGACUGGUCCCGGGAGCUUUAUCUCCUUGGCCCUGGGGCCGGCUGCGCUAGAGUGGAUUGGGGAUUGGGUGCGCGUGUACCAUUUUCCGCCUGAGUGCGAAGCUACGCUCCCUCACUCGCUGUUCCCUGCCUCCGGAAAAGCUGUUCUCCAGUUACCCAGUGUAAUGAUGGGGGAAGAGAAAACUUCUGUAAGAAGUCGCUGUCUUACAUCCAAAGAGAAUGACGAAGAAAAGAAAAGUCCACCCAAAGAAGACACUCUACAUACAUCAGAAGAGACUUGUCAGACCCCAGAAAAUAGUAAAUUUGACAGUGAACAACACCUGAAAAAGAAGAUACUGUUGACAGUAGAGGCAGAGCAGUUGAAGCCAUAUUUUAUGAAGGAAGUAGGCACUCAUUUUGAUGAAUUUGUGACCAAUCUUAUUGAAAAAUCAGCCUCCCUGGAUAUCUCUGGGUCUGUGAACACAUCCUUUGCUGUUCUCAAUGGAGGGAAGAAUCACCACAGAGAUGUGAUUCUGAGAAACCCUCCAGAACAAGGAAAACUUUUCAUUAUGAGAAAGUCUCUGUUGGAUGAGCUAUUUGAGGUAGACCAUAUUCGAACAAUAUAUCAUAUGUUUAUUGCUGUCCUCAUCCUCUUCGUUCUCAGCACAGUUGUAGUGGAUUACAUUGAUGAAGGAAGGUUGGUCCUAGAAUUCAGUCUCCUCUCUUAUGCUUUUGGCAAAUUACCUCAUGUAGUUUUGAUUUGGUUGUACAUGUUCCUAGCUACAUUGAUCAUUCCGUAUGUUCUACUUGAACGCUGGGCCAAGGGAUAUACCGAGAGCUCCCGUCCAUUUUUCCGUUCUUUCUGCUAUGGGAUGCUUUUCAUGUUUUUCCAGAUUUUAGUUUUGGGAUGUGGAUCAACUUAUACUGUAUUGGCCUAUACAUUGCCACCAGCUUCCCGAUUUAUUGUCAUUCUUGAACAGGUACGGUUCAUUAUGAAAGCUCAUUCAUUUAUUCGGGAGAAUGUUCCUCGGGUUUUGGCUGCUGCUAAGGAAAAAUCACGCACUGUUCCAGUACCCCAAGUCAGCCAGUACUUGUACUUUUUGUUUGCACCUACUCUUAUCUAUAGAGACAAUUAUCCCAGGAAUUCCACUAUCAGAUGGAGUUAUGUAGCUACCCGGUUUGCACAGGUUUUUGGUUGCUUGUUUUAUACAUAUUACAUCUUUGAAAGACUCUGUGUUCCCUUGUUUCGGAAUAUCAAACAAGAGCCCUUCAGUUUGCGGGUUUUGGUUCUGUGCAUAUUCAACUCCAUUUUGCCAGGUGUGCUGAUGUUAUUUCUGUCCUUUUUUGCGAUAUUGCACUGUUGGUUUAAUGCUUUUGCGGAGAUGUUACGCUUUGGGGACAGGAUGUUCUAUAGGGAUUGGUGGAACUCAACAUCAUAUGCCAACUAUUAUAGAACAUGGAAUGUGGUGGUUCAUGACUGGCUCUAUUAUUAUGCAUACAAAGACUUCCUAUGGUUUUUUAGCAGGAGGUUCAAAACAGCUGCCAUGAUGUCUGUCUUUGCAGUGUCUGCCAUAGUGCAUGAGUAUGCCCUGGCCCUGUGCUUCAGCUUUUUCUAUCCAGUCCUCUUUGUACUCUUCAUGUUCUUUGGAAUGAUUUUCAAUUUCAUUGCCAAUGAUAAUCGAAAACGACCUAUUUGGAACAUCAUGAUGUGGACAUCUCUCUUCUUGGGGCAUGGAAUCCUAGUGUGCUUAUAUUCUCAUGAGUGGUAUGCACGUCAGCAGUGCCCUUUAAAAAAUUCCACAUUUCUAGACUACAUAAGACCACGCUCUUGGACAUGUCACUAUGUGUUUUGAAAACCUGAAGUUUUUUUUCCUUGAUUGAAUGUAUGUGCCACCUGAUUCUGGAGAAGCAGCUUUUUACUUAGAAAUAAAAAGCUAUGCCGCGUUGAGUACAAUUGGGUUGCUGCAAGGGACUCCGUCCAAAAGGUGCCUGUGCCAUGCCAGUCACCUAAAGCCAAGAUAAUGAGUGAAGUCCAGCAGCCUCUUGUUAAGCAGGAAUUUUCCUCUCUUUGGAGAGUAAUCUCUAAGGUACAGACAGAUUUUUGACCGAGUCAGUUCUACACAAAGCUUAAGGGUUAUGUUCAUUCGUUAUUUAUCUCUCUGUACUCAUUUAUUAAACACUUGGGUAUGUUUUUUAGUGACUGAAGUAGCCAAAACACAUGUGAAAAGGUCAUGCUUUGAAUAUCUGUUGUUCGCAACUUAUUUCUCCGAACAUUGUUGUUAUGUGUGUUGAUUAAAAAUGUAUUUGAAAGAGAACAGUGUUAAUGUGGAAUACUAUAUUUUUAAAAGCCUAUGUCACUGAUUUUUAGAAAGGUGAUUCUUAAUACUUUUUUGUAUUGUUUUUAUUCCAAAAGAAACUUAAGAAUCCACUUAAUUGAGUUAAAAAAUGUUUUGAAUUCAAGCUACCAUUUUCAUAUUGGUUCUCUAUUUCCUAAUAGAGGCCAUGUGACUUAUGUGAAACAAGUAAACCUUUGUAUUGUAAAUCUUAGGUAGGCUCACAUUCCUAAAAUUUGUAUCUCUUCCUGAGCAUGCCCAGAAGUGGGGAGAGAAAACAGAAAAGCAACAGUGAUUUUGCUUUUCUCAUAGUCCUCCUUAACCAUUUGUUUCCUUGUUUUAGAGACCAAAUAAACAUUGGAAUUUAACUGGAAAUAAUACAUAGAUUUUUAGAGAUUAAAAUUAGCGUCUGUUUUUUAAAAUCCAGGUUAGUUUGGUGUUAUUUCGAAUUAUCUUCUGCCAUAACUAUUGUUCUCCAAGAUUGAAUCAUCUUAAAAUAUGAUGCAGACUAAAUUCUGUAAAUAGAUCAUGAGCCGGGUCAGUUUCCUCCCUAGUAAGUUGAGUGAUUAACUCAGAAGCCGGCUCCUGCAUGGUUUUCGUCAUGACUUUUCAGUGAUAGAUGUUAUUCCAUGUCAUAUUUUGUUUCUUCCAUAAUGUCUUUUAAUGGUCUGCCAGAGGGAAAGUUUGAAUUUUGCUAUUAUUGUAAAUGUGACUGUUUGGUUUUAAAAUAUUAGAAUUCGACCAUCAAGUUCAGCCUCUGACUCAGGUUUAUAGAUAUGUGAAGAAUUUGGAGAUUCUCUUCACCAAAGCAGUAGGAAGUUUCAGAGGAGUCUCCUGAAGUCAUGCAGCUAGACUACGAGAUUUGAACCCAGAUCUUUGUGAUAAGAAAGUUCUGCAUUCUUGGUAUAGCACCACUUCUGUGAUCCAAAGAAUAACACUGCAUUUCCAACAAGUAAUAGUACAUUUAUUUGGGUGUUUUUCUGUUUUUCUCUAUUGUCAACUGAGUAAAAACUAUAUACUUAAUUGUGGUGUAUGGUCAUUGCUCAAAAAAAUAUUUAAAUUCCUCUUUUGAAAAUUGCCUUUGGAGGUACUUUUCAAGCAUCUUGGGAAAAUCAGUCUUAUUAUUUUAUAAUCAUAUCUAAUUUUGACUCACAACAUAGUAAUCAGGUUUAUCAACUACCUUAUUUACCAACCUUAAUUCCAAAUGCCUUCUGAAAAUCAAAUAUGUCUUUUCAUAAGACCAAAGUUGUUACCAUUGACAAUCCUCAAAAGACUGUUUCCCACAUUGAAAUGAGCCUCUGGCCUCCCUUAAUGAUUACUUUGAAAAGAGUUUUCUGAAACAAUACAGGGUGGAAUGUCUCUUUUUUUAAAAAAAAUUUUUAAACCCUUACACUACAAUAUGGUGUAUGGGUUCAAAGGCAGGCAGUGGGGGUCAAGUGACUUGCCCAGGGUCACACAGCUGGAAAUUAUCUGAGGCCACAUUUGAACCUAGGACUUCCUGUCUCUAGGUGUGGCUCUCAAUCCACCGAGCUACCCAGAUGCCCCCAUCUCUCUUUAUUUUAAAGUCCUGGACGAAACGAAACUCUGGUUGGAGGGUAAAUAGAGCAAGUUCUUUUAACUAUGUCAACUCAUUCACCCGGAGCUUUUGGUUAGCAUUUACAUGCUUUAAUUUACAGUUUUUAAUUCAAUAUCUAAUUCUAAUCUCAUGGAGAUGUAGAGAUUAAUUAUGUCAAUAUCACUGAAUGCCUGGCCAUUAAAAAAAUUUUUUUUUUUUGCUCAGAUUAAUUCCAUUCUAACUGUAAAGUAGCAAUUGUCUGGGAUCUAAAUAAUUCGAAACCCUUUCAGGCAGAACCCUCUAGUUUGAAGGUGCUCUUGCUUCCCGUGUGCAAGUUUGGCAUGUCAACAAAAGCUUUAUGUUUCGAUGUGGGUGCAUUCGGAGUCACAAAAAUCAUUUCAACUUUUAUUUUCCCUUGAGAGUGAAUAUGAAGGUAACUUUCUACUAUUGUGUUAUUUCAUGACUUGAAUUUUUCCAUAGGUGAUAUAGCAUAGCUACUGUUGCUCAGUAUGAUUUUAGAAAAUCUUGAUCAUUAUAAAUGUCCUCUCUGGAAAAGAAAAUAGCUUGACUUUGUCCUUGGAGAGAAAUGUAAUCUCUAGAUCUGUGAGGACUUUCUGGCAGAAAAAUGAUAAAACAUUAUAGGAAAUCCAUUUAAUGUAGAAUAAGGCUUGUAUUGCAUAAUUAUGCUUAAUCGGAGAUUUAGAAUUGACCUCUUAAGCAUCUCUCCUCUUCCUACAGAAAAUAGCAAAAACAAGUUAAAUGUAAAGUGGGCCUUUGGACCAUCACAUUUAAUCCCAUUUCCUCCUCUUUAGGUUCUUUUAAAAAUUCUUUUUUCUUCUAUUUGAAAGAAAAUGGAUCCUGUGUGUUUCUUAGAAUCAAAUAGUUUCCCUUGAGGCAGAAUUUAUUCCAGCAAUUACUUUCAGCAGUAUUGUCUACAUAGCAUGCAUAUACCCUACUCCAGACGUGUCUCUGUAGGCACAGGCAUCUCUCCAGGUUACAGAACAGUUGUUAGUCUGUAAGCCAAUACAACGAAUGAAAUCAGUUCUAGACGCCCCCCCCCCCCCCUCCAUUAAGCAUUUAUUCCUUACUGUGUGAUAAACUGUGAUAAGCAAUGGGAAGACAACAAGGUAAAAGCAGCCCCUGCCCUCGAGGAGCUUGCUAUUAUUUAGUGAUUUAGGGGGAUUUGGAAACCAAAGUGCACACUUAGAGUACAAGGAGUGCCGCGUUAAUUGAAUCAAGUUGGAUCUCUCUAUUGGAGGUAGUAUUAUUGCUAAUAGAUUCCCACUGUUGAUAAAAGUGUAUUUGUAACUUCUUCCUUGUUCUAAGACGGGCUCCGUAUAUUCUUAUACAAUGGAGAUUCAGAUAUUUUUGGCCCUCUAGGGAAAAUCAGCAUUGUCUUCCUUUGUGACACUGCAUUUCAAACUUCCUCACACGUUAUGAUAGUGAGGAGAGUUAGUGCUGUAGCCACUAAAUUAAAGUCACUGGGAUAUAAAUCACGAACUACUAGGAACAUUUGUAGGGCAGAUUGAAGGCGAGGAGAGAAAUUUGUUGUAUCAAGUCUUAGAGGUCACCAAAGCAGAAGAGUGGUUGAGGCUAGGUACUUGAUAUUAAGUGACUGGAAGUCUCCGAGGUCAGAUUUGAACCCAGGACCUCCCUUUUCUAGGCCUGGCUCUCUCUCCGCCAAGCCACCUAACUCCCUCUGUAUAUAUUUUACUAGAUCUUUAGGAAGCAGCAUUUUUUGUGGGAAAAGAAGGUUAAUUCUAGAAAUAGGAAUAAAGACUUUUCCAUGAUAGCCAUACCUGCGUGUUUUUUCACAUGAUUCAGAAGAGUUGCUGAAGGUACUUCUUCCCAAAAGCAUCUUUCGUAAUUUCUCUGUUUUCCUCACACUUUUCUCCAUUGAAUGAUCACUGACUUGCCUUUCUGCUUUGGUAGAACUCAGGAGCAGGGUUCAGUGUGUUUCCCCUUGCACUUAGAGCUGCCCCGGGUCUCAGUAAAGGACCCUCGCCUUUUAUUUAACAGCUGCUUGUUGGUGGUCUCUGAUGUUCUUUUUCAUUUUUCUCAAGUGGUGGGUGGGUGUGUUUUUGUCGUCUGUCUUGUUUUAAAUACAUUUGUCACGUGAGAACAUUGGCCCCCCCAACGAAUGCUGACGUUUUAGCAGUAAUACAGUGUAGAGUUGAAGCUUAGAGCAGUUGUGCCAAGGAACAAGCUGGUUGUCCCCCAGUGGGGAUCCUACUUACUGCAUGAGCCGGAGCAGCAGCUUCCCUUGGGUGGACCAUUCAAGCAUUGUACAUUAUCCAUAAUAUUAUUCCAAGGAAAACUGAAGGUAUACUUCAAAGCUGAAGUUAUUUUUACAUAUUAUCAGAGUUGAUCCUUUUUCAUCUGAUUUUUCUGGGUUCCUGGUUGUUUUUUCCCCUUGAAUCUUUGUCUAGUCACUGGUACUACAAUUUGUUGAGUAUGCAUUGUACUCAGAUUGACUUUUUAAACAAACGAUGUCUUUUUAAAACGUUGAAAUAUUUGGGAAAUGGAGAAAUACUGCUCACAUGAAGAAUAUAAUAAAUAUAUUUGGAAAAA
Molecule: messenger RNA, 6621 nt
Organism: Monodelphis domestica (gray short-tailed opossum)
Lineage: Eukaryota; Metazoa; Chordata; Mammalia; Didelphimorphia; Didelphidae
Gene: SOAT1
Product: sterol O-acyltransferase 1
Biological process (GO): cholesterol efflux; cholesterol homeostasis; cholesterol metabolic process
Cellular component (GO): endoplasmic reticulum membrane
Molecular function (GO): cholesterol O-acyltransferase activity; fatty-acyl-CoA binding; cholesterol binding
Source: RefSeq, a predicted model, not a curated record